This is a messenger RNA of Dioscorea cayenensis subsp. rotundata (Guinea yam), 2370 nucleotides long. Its product is annotated as coilin. The transcript is spliced from 14 exons. NCBI's taxonomy places the organism in Eukaryota, Viridiplantae, Streptophyta, Magnoliopsida, Dioscoreales, Dioscoreaceae. Gene Ontology annotation, biological process: spliceosomal snRNP assembly. Gene Ontology annotation, cellular component: Cajal body. The record is from RefSeq and is a predicted model, not a curated record. Gene Ontology annotation, molecular function: U1 snRNA binding; U2 snRNA binding. The coding region runs from base 52 to 2202 and encodes 716 amino acids.
CCUUUGUUCUGUCUUUCCUUCGAACGGGGCAUUCAAGGGCGGUGCUUGGCAAUGAGGGAUCCGCUGAGGAUCCGCCUGGUUUUCGAUGAUCGCCAUCUCCUCACAAAGGGCCAGCGCUCGGAGUCGUUGAGGCGGUGUUGGUGCCUUCUCACUCCGGACAUCACCACCAUCAUUGACCUCGCUUCUCACAUCUCUCGCUUGUUUGACCUCCAUCGCUCCUGCCCUGAUGGUGUACUGCUCGUCAUGGAUGGCUUUGUCUUGCCUUCAUUUGAAUCAAGUUCCAUUAUUAGAGAUAAAGAUAUCAUCAGUGUGAGGAAAAAGACUGUUCAGUCGAGGAAGGUUGUUAACAUAGAAGAUCAUGAUGCACUUCAAAUUCAAGAUUGUGAGAUAGUGGAGAAACAAACUAUUGCUUGUGGUGACCAGCGUUUGGCCAUCAAGGAGCUCGAAGAAGAGUUGGAGGGACAUGAGAGUGAAAAUGAAGAGAAUGCAGAUGAUCAUCCUGAGAAAGCAAUAUCCGAGGAAACCCCUGUUGGUGUACAGAUAAACUCAAAGAGAAAAAAGCGUUCAAGUGAGGAUUUGGUACCAAGGAGAAAGAAAUUGAAACAAACCAGCUUCGAGGAAAUGAUUGAGGUUAGUGCGAGAGUUGAUGAAAUUCACAUAGAGCAUGAGGAAGUUUCUUUGAAAAAGAAAGCCAGAUCCAGCAAGAAUGGUCACAAGAAGGGGAAGGUACCUUCCAGUGAUUUUUCAUCUGAUGGAAUGACUACCCCUAAAGUUGGAGUUAAUGAUAAGAAUAUGGGUGGUUCUGUCACUUCAGAAGGGAGGGGAAAGAAAUUGAAAUCAAUUAGGCUUAAGGAAUUAAUUGGUGCCAGUGAAAGAGAUGAUGAAAUUCACUCAGAGAAGGAUGAAGAUUUUUCUAAAAAGAGAGGCGGUUCCAGGAAGAAUGACAAGAAGUGCAAGGUACCUCUUGGUGAUACUGUAUCUGAUGGCAUGUUUACCCCUGAAGUUGGAACUAGUGAUAAGAAUAAAGCUGGUUCUGUCACUUCAGAAGAGAGGCACAACCAAGUUGAAGGAGAAAUUGAAAUAAAUGGAUGUGAAGCACUCAGUGAAGGUGUCAGGAAGUCUCCAAGUCGGAGUGCACGUCGUAAGAAGGCAAGGAGAAAAUGGAAACAGUUAUUGUCUAAUUCUAAGAAGCAAGAGGACCCUGGAAAUGAUGUUCAGAUUACAUCUUCAAAAAAUCAAUCCUCAGAAACUCAAGGAAGGGAUCAAAUGGAGGAAAAUUUGAUGCAUCAGAUUACAGAACCUCAAAAUGUGGAACAGACUACUGAUAUGGUUGAAGAAGUAAUUCCCAUUGUAGUCCGUCCUGGGCAUAUUCGUUUUGAGCCAGUAGAUGCAGAACAUAGUACACAACAAACCAAUGGAAAAAUGGAGACCUUUCAUUGGAAUGGAAUCACCAACAAGAAAAAAGGCCAGAAGUGGGGCAGAGAGAAGGGUUCAUGGAGAAAUGGCAAUGAUGAUAAUGUCUGCACCGCAGAGGCUAAUGAGAUAAAUGAUGAAGUAUCAUUGGUGAAUGAUCAGAUAGACUUUGAGAAGCUAAAGCCAUUAACUUCCCAACCUAAGGAAGGUGAUGUCCUUGCUUAUCGUUUGGUUGAGUUAUCAUCAUCAUGGACUCCUGAACUUUCUUCAUUUCGGGUUGGGAAAGUAUCGUCAUAUGACCCCAUAUCGAAGAAUGUAAUCUUGCUACCUGUACCAAAUUUCCCAGUUUUUCCUGACAAGGAAAAAGAAGAAGAAGAAGAAGAAUUUUUAUGGCAAACGAGUGGCUCACUUUAUAAAGAGGAUGGCUCUUUAGAGAUUGAUUAUGCAUCACUAAUGGACGUCCGAGUUUUCAGACCGAACAAGCAACUGGUGCUCUCAAAUAGCAAGCAUGGAAACAUGACCAAGGAAACAAUAACUCGGAUCGGAGAUUUGAACCCCGUCUUGACUAACAAUAUUAAUGGGACAAUGAACCGGAAUGCAGAUAAGACACCGGAUAAUGAAUGGAAAGAAAUCAAGCAAGCCCUCGACGAGAAGAAAGAGCAACUUCUGAAGACGGAUUGUUCGAGUAGUUCCAAGAACUGCUCGACCGGUACUUGGUCUUACCGUGCAGUGAGAGGUUCUGCUCUCGGACCUACAAUUGCUCUUCUAAGAGCCGAAAAUGAUCGAUGAAGAGUCAUAUCUAUGUUCUCUUUAGUUCCAAAAUACUUGAUCAUGUAUGAUAUCUAAUGUUUACUUUCAGAGACUUAAAUGUUCUUGUUUGAUUUUUUAUUUGUUUUGUUUUUGUUUUUUUUUUUUAUAGAACUGCUGCAUUAUCAAUAUCCCUCCCUCACUAGUUAA